CUCGAUUGCUCCAGCCUAUCACCCUGGGAUGCCGCCGCCGCCGCCGCCGCCGCCGCCGCCACCGCCACCGCCACCGCCACCACCGCCACCACCACCGCCGCCGCGGCUGCCGGGCUGGUGAGAUCCGCAGCGGAGCCGGAGCUGCGGCCGGAGCCGUGGCCUGAGAAUUACGGGGGCGGGCCGGCUCUUUCCAGAGGUGGGGGCUGAGGACGGGCGGGCAAGAGCCUGGGGCCAUCGUCCUCCACCGCUCCCCAGGCAGAGGGAGCGGGCGCUCGGAGCCCCUGAGUGGCGGCGGCGUUAGCCGGUCGGAGGGGGCGGCCCCUAGCGGCGACGCCCCCAAGCCCAGCCCUGCCCGGCCCCGCUCCGUCCACAGCCGGAGCCGGGUCUGACCUCGGGAGACGCCGGCGGGGCUGAGGAAGGCGGCUCUGAGGGGCCGGGAGGGCGAGCCUCCCCAUCCCGGGUUUUUCCACGUCCCUUCCCGGGAGGGACCCACACACACCUGAGCCCGCACCCAACCCUGGCCAGGGCCACGCUGGAUCCGCCUCCCGGCCCGGGUCCCGCCCGCCAGCUGCAGGUGGGCUGCAGCGCCCGAGCGUCGGGCAGUGGGCGACGGGGAAGGAGGUGAGCGGCGUCGGCGCCGGCCGCGCUCGGGUCCGUGCUCCGCUGCUGCGCUGUCCUCCUCCCCUGCCCGCUAGCAGGGCGCGCAGCGCGCCCGCCCCGCCGCCGCCGCCCCGUCCCCCCCACGCUCCCGGGGCACCAUGGAGCUCUCUCCGUCGUCCGGAGGAGUCACGGAGGCGCUGUCCUGGCCGGAGAUGUUCCCAGGGCUCGAGUCCGACUCGCCGCUGCCCCCGGAGGAACUGGACGCGGUUGUCCCAGUCAGUGGGGCUGUGGCCGGUGGCAUGUUGGAUCGGAUCCUUCUGGAGUCCGUGUGCCAGCAACAGAGCUGGGUCCGAGUCUACGAUGUGAAAGGGCCUCCUACCCAUCGUCUGUCUUGUGGCCAGUCGCCCUACACGGAGACCACAGCAUGGGAGCGGAAGUACUGCAUCCUCACAGACAGCCAGCUGGUUUUGCUCAACAAGGAGAAGGAGAUACCUGCGGAAGGGGCACAGGAGCAGCAGGCAGAUGCCACCAAGGGGCGAUGCCUGAGGAGAACUGUCAGCGUCCCUUCCGAGGGUCAGUUUCCUGAGUACCCACCAGAGGGCGCCACUAAACUGGAGGUGCCAGCAGAAAGAUCCCCUCGCAGACGGAGUAUCUCAGGGACCAGUACAUCAGAGAAACCCAACUCCAUGGACACUGCAAAUACCUCACCCUUCAAAGUACCAGGAUUCUUCAGCAAGCGCCUAAAGGGCUCCAUCAAGAGGACCAAAAGCCAGUCAAAGCUAGACAGAAACACGAGCUUCCGGCUUCCGUCCCUUCGCAGUGCAGACGACAGGUCUCGUGGGCUCCCUAAACUGAAAGAGUCACGUUCCCAUGAAUCCUUGCUGAGCCCAUGCAGUGCAGUAGAAUGUCUGGAUCUUGGUAGAGGGGAGCCUGUAUCCGUGAAGCCACUCCACAGUAGCAUUCUGGGACAAGACUUCUGCUUUGAGGUCACCUACUUAAGUGGAAGUAAGUGUUUCAGCUGUAACUCUGCUUCAGAGAGAGAUAAGUGGAUGGAAAACCUUCGUAGGACAGUUCAACCUAAUAAGGACAAUUGCAGACGAGCUGAAAAUGUUCUCCGUUUAUGGAUCAUUGAAGCCAAGGACCUUGCCCCUAAAAAGAAAUAUUUCUGUGAACUGUGCCUUGAUGAUACCCUCUUUGCUCGUACAACCAGCAAGACCAAAGCAGAUAAUAUUUUCUGGGGCGAACAUUUUGAAUUCUUCAGCCUUCCACCUCUUCAUAGUAUCACCGUUCACAUUUAUAAGGAUGUGGAAAAAAAGAAAAAAAAGGACAAGAAUAAUUAUGUAGGGCUAGUUAACAUCCCCACUGCCAGUGUGACUGGUCGCCAAUUUGUAGAAAAAUGGUAUCCAGUGAGUACACCUACACCCAACAAAGGAAAGACAGGAGGACCUUCUAUUCGGAUUAAAUCACGUUUCCAAACUAUCACCAUUCUGCCUAUGGAGCAAUACAAAGAAUUUGCAGAAUUUGUCACCAGCAACUACACCAUGCUGUGUUCUGUCCUUGAGCCAGUAAUUAGUGUGAGAAAUAAAGAGGAGUUGGCUUGUGCCUUAGUGCACAUUCUUCAAAGUACUGGCAGAGCCAAGGAUUUUCUGACUGAUUUGGUGAUGUCUGAGGUGGAUCGUUGUGGAGAGCAUGAUGUCUUGAUCUUCAGAGAGAACACCAUUGCCACCAAGUCCAUCGAGGAAUACCUCAAGUUGGUGGGACAACAGUAUCUUCAUGAUGCACUGGGGGAGUUCAUCAAAGCUUUAUACGAGUCAGAUGAGAACUGUGAAGUGGAUCCCAGCAAAUGUUCAUCUAGUGAACUGAUAGACCAUCAGAGCAACCUGAAAAUGUGCUGUGAGCUGGCUUUCUGCAAGAUCAUCAACUCUUACUGUGUUUUCCCUCGUGAGUUGAAAGAAGUAUUUGCAUCGUGGAAGCAGCAGUGCCUGAAUCGUGGCAAGCAAGACAUUAGUGAGAGGCUCAUCAGUGCCUCAUUGUUUCUCCGUUUUCUGUGCCCAGCCAUUAUGUCUCCCAGCCUUUUCAGCCUGAUGCAAGAGUAUCCUGAUGACCGCACAUCUCGGACUCUAACUCUUAUUGCCAAGGUCAUCCAGAAUCUGGCCAACUUUGCCAAGUUUGGUAACAAAGAGGAAUACAUGGCAUUCAUGAAUGAUUUUUUAGAACAUGAAUGGGGUGGAAUGAAGCGCUUUCUUUUGGAGAUCUCUAAUCCAGACACCAUCUCAAACACCCCAGGCUUUGAUGGUUACAUUGAUCUGGGCCGAGAGCUUUCAGUUUUGCAUUCCUUACUAUGGGAAGUAGUUUCCCAACUUGAUAAGGGUGAAAAUUCCUUCCUACAGGCGACCGUGGCAAAAUUGGGGCCUCUCCCUCGUGUUCUUGCUGACAUUACCAAGUCUCUGACUAAUCCUACACCAAUACAACAGCAACUGAGACGUUUCACUGAGCAUAACUCCAGUCCAAAUGUCAGUGGAAGCCUCUCUUCUGGGCUGCAGAAAAUAUUUGAAGACCCCACUGACAGUGAUUUGCAUAAACUAAAAUCUCCAAGCCAAGACAACACAGACAGCUAUUUCAGAGGGAAAACAUUAUUGCUGGUUCAGCAAGCCUCCUCCCAGAGCAUGACUUACUCUGAAAAGGAUGAAAAGGAAAGUAGCCUUCCUAAUGGUCGGAGCAUCUCCCUCAUGGACCUCCAGGACACUCACGCUGCUCCAGUGGAACAUGCGUCUGUCAUGCUUGACGUGCCUCUGCGCUUGACUGGAAGCCAGCUUUCCGUGACCCAGGUGGCCAGCAUCAAACAGCUGCGGGAAACCCAGAGCACUCCCCAGAGUGCACCCCAAGUAAGAAGGCCUCUGCACCCAGCCUUGAACCAGCCAGGCAGCCUUCAGCCCUUGUCAUUCCAGAACCCUGUCUAUCACCUCAAUAAUCCAAUUCCAGCAAUGCCAAAGGCCUCUGUAGAUUCCAGUUUGGAGAACCUAAGCACUGCCAGUUCCAGAAGCCAAAGUAACAGUGAAGACUUCAAACUCAGUGGACCCAGCAAUAGCAGCAUGGAAGAUUUCACCAAACGUAGCACUCAGAGUGAGGACUUCUCCAGGCGGCACACUGUGCCAGACAGACACAUACCUCUUGCUCUGCCACGACAGAAUAGCACUGGGCAGGCCCAAAUCCGAAAAAUGGACCAGGCUGGGUUAGGUGCCCGAGCCAAAGCCCCACCAUCCCUGCCACACAGUGCUUCCUUACGAAGCACCGGGAACAUGUCGGUGGCAUCUGUAGCCCUGAUUGCUGAACCCGUGCAGAACGGAAGCCGGUCCCGGCAGCAGUCCUCUUCCUCCAGAGAGAGCCCUGUUCCCAAAGUGAGAGCAAUCCAGAGACAACAGACACAGCAGGUUCAGUCACCUGUGGACUCCGCCACAAUGUCCCCAGUAGAGAGGACAGCAGCCUGGGUUCUGAACAAUGGGCAAUAUGAAGAGGAUGUAGAAGAAACAGAACAAAAUCAAGAUGAAGCCAAGCAUGCUGAGAAGUAUGAACAAGAAAUUGCCAAACUGAAGGAGCGCCUGAGAGUGUCCGGCCGGCGGCUGGAGGAGUACGAGCGCCGGCUGCUGGUGCAAGAGCAGCAGGUGCAGAAGCUGCUGCUGGAGUACAAGGCCAGGCUGGAGGACAGCGAGGAGCGGCUGCGCAGGCAGCAGGAGGAGAAAGACAGCCAGAUGAAAAGCAUAAUCAGCAGGCUAAUGGCUGUAGAAGAGGAAUUGAAAAAGGAUCAUGCUGAGAUGCAAGCAGUUAUUGAUGCAAAGCAGAAAAUAAUUGAUGCACAGGAAAAACGGAUCGCGUCCCUGGAUUCAGCCAACACCAGACUGAUGAGUGCGCUGACCCAGGUGAAGGAGCGGUACAGCAUGCAGGUCCGCAACGGCCUCUCCCCCACCAACCCCACCAAGCUGUCCAUCACAGAGAAUGGUGAAUUCAAAAACAGCAGCUGCUGACAGGCUUUGUGACUAGACAGACUGUGGAAGGAGACAGAAGGAAAUUGACCCACUCUCCUGUUCCCAGCCCUUUACCCAGCCCCUCCAGGUUCACAGAACAUCGCUCCUUCACAGUGGCAGUGCGGCGAGAGACCCCUGGACGGAGAAAGGAACCUUGUCUUUCAGGGCAUAAGGUGCCGACUCCAAGUCGAUGCUUUCCCUCCUCAUCUCUGUGUACAUAGGGAGCUUAGUUCUGGGCCAUGUACAGAAAAUACCACUGUAAUGUACCAAAAGGAAGUUAAUAAUGUAGAUUACCUUUUUGACUAUUACUAUUUUUAUUAUUAUUUUCCUCUUGUUGAAAGCACUGCAGUUGUUAGAGGAGGAAAAGUAGGAACUACGUAUGAGUGAGAAAUGAGCCUGUGGGUUCACUAGGCAGAGACCAGCGUCUAUCCAGUAGAAGCACGUGAAGUGCAAUAGGACAUGGUCAGGAUGAAGUUUUCAGGGAUUCAUCUACCAGUUUAAAGACCCUACUCUGGCCCCCUUGUCCUUUAGGAAAACAUGCAAAUACCAAGGUCCAUACAAAACAAUAAUUUAUCCCGCUGAUCAACCAAGACUGGUUCUGGUCAGACAGCUAAUCCAAUUUGGGAACUCCCUGUUUCAGAGGAGACACAUAAAAGUUGUUGCAUCAAAACUAGACUUUCAGGAGUGAUUUCUAUUGAACUCCUGUCAAUAUGUUAAUUUCCUCUAUCCAUAGCAGAUGGGAAUUUUCUGUUUUAGAUAGGGGGCAUUUUUAAAAAUCCCAAUUGUAAUAAAGGAUGUUUGUUUUCCUCUUUUAGAGUUUACAAAACUAUAAAUAUUUGUGUCUCUACUUGCCAUCUUCAUCUUCACACAUCCACUACUCUUCCUCCCGUGGUGGGAGCAGUCAUCACUAACAGGGUUUACUCUCCCCUGGAGAGGUUAUUCAAAUGUGCUGUCCAUAAGCCAUCUGAAAUAAACACCCUUUCUUGCACGCAGAAAAGGGCUAACCAUACCAUAGCAGGAAUCUCUGAAUAUUCCUAUUAAAAUUUUUUUUCUAUUAAGUUAUAAUUUUUGUUUAGAAUAAAGAUUUAUCUGGUAUACUAGCAAAUCUAUGGGCAGGGUAAUUUUAUCUCCAUCUUUAACUUUUAAAUUGCUUCUUCCUUUUAUCCCCUCAGUAAAAUUUGGAAAGGAAAUCCAAAUCUGACAUCACUCUCUUAAAAGUAUUGAUUAUUUGUUAAAAAGAAAAGAAAAAACAAAACUGAAAGUGUCACAACGGCACAUUCCAAUUGUUAUUCCCAUCUUCUUGGUAGAUCUGGCAACAGUGACUUAGUUUCAACAUUUGUCAUCCAUGCCUUUGUUAUAGGACAGAAAAAAAUCAUGGACUCUGAUUUAUUUCCUUUUUUCCAGAGGUGUCAAAUGUCAUCUUAAAUGUAACUUUGAUUAGCAGAAGUAUGGAAUGUUAUAUGUUAAACAGACAUUAUAAAUACAAAUAUAUAUACAUAUAUAUUCACACAUAUGUACAUAUAACUGCACAAAUAGGAAAAUGUCAUGCCUUCUCUGUCAUCAGAUAUAAUAUUAAAAGGAUCUUGAAUCUCUUUUAGCAAGAUCUGAGAAGUUGUUUUAUAUUGAGAAAAUAACAAUGUUUCUCAAUCAAGUUGAUGUUUAUUUUAAAUUAUAAACCUUAAGGAAUUUUUUUUAAAAGGAAAAGAGGAGGAGAACAAAGACCUGAGGGAGCCGUAUACAUGGAGUGAGUGUUUCUGUGUAACAGAAUCUUUAUAAGGAAGCAAGUAUAGUGCCCUCGUUGGAGUAAAGCCCAGACGGACACCAGGCCUUCCUUCACACCAGGUCCUAGGCUUGCGUUCCAACCUCUUAAGCUCUCCAACCUCACCUCUCUCAGGUGGAUCUUUGUGUUGGACCUUACAUUUCAGCAAUCUCACCAUGGCCUCAUAACCCACAACCUUUUAAAACAGUUUCUUUCAUAACAGUCCUAGUUUGUGCCAGACAGAGAUCUAAAAUAGGAGCUUCUCAUUGUGUUUAUUUGAUCUGCAGACUUUGUGCCCAGCUGUUUUGACACUUGUGUCUCUUCUUGACCCUUGGUAGUUGUUUUACAAAUUCUUACAUCUUCCUUCCAAGCUGAGGCCAUACUGUGGUCAGAAUCAUUUAUUUUAAUAGGAAGAAGGGGUUACCAAUUCUGAAGUAAUGCCCUUUGUUGAGGAAGGGAGGAUGUAAACAUAGAUCUGUUCUUUUUCUGGCUAUUCUCAAGUCUAGCCAUGUUUAAUUCAUGCUUUGUAGAAGCCUUCCAUUGUGCCACAGAAAACCUGGUAAAAGAACUGUCCAUCUCAAUGGCCUUAAGUAUGUAACAUGGGUGAUGUCAUGCAUUGAGGUUUGGAAGUUCUCAAGUAUUGAUUAUGGAUUAGAGAGAGCUGAUAAAAUCACCUACAUUGAGAGCUGAGAGGAGACCAAAAAAAUCAAGCAUGUUUUUGAUGGAUACAAAAUAUCUUGUUAGCAUUGUGGGAGUUCCUUAGAGGGCUGUCUACAUUGGAAGAUUAAAUGCCCAAUGUAUCCAGACAGAUUAUGUAGCCCUCUACUGUCAGGUUAUCUUGAAUGAAGGGAAAAGAGUAAAAAUAAUAAUAAGAGGGUUAGAAGUAAGCUAAAAGUUGAGAGCUGUUGCCAGAUGUUAGAUUAUCCUUUGAGUCUACUCCUAUCCAAAUGUUUUUUAUUUCUUUAGAGAAUGCUGCAAUCUAUUGAACUUAUUCCAAAUGAUUUUUUUAAGUAUGGAAGAAGGCAGCCCAGAUGAUAAUUUUUAUAGAGGCUUUAAUUGGCUUCACUAAAGUCCAAAUAGGUACAUACCCUCUGUUUUGUGGGGAGGAGGUGCGUGUUUGAAGAGAGGCACGUGGCUGAAGAUAGCCGUGUCUUGCGUUCCCUGUCACCCACAAUAAAUCACCACAUUGUGGGGUGCAGGACAGACCAGGAUUGAGUGGAAUUUGGAAUUCAGGUGAAGUGCUUAUAAAGUGCUUGUCCAGCUGACAACCAGACUUGGCCCUUAGCAAGGACAAUGUUGGUAGGAGUCAGGAAAAGAGCUUCACAUACUCCCCUUUUGUAUUACUGAAGCAAUAAGCCAUCUGAGCUGAAGCCGCAAAGAGUUACAUUUCCAUCAGGUCAUCAGAUUCCCCGAGUCUCUGCAAUAAAAGCUAUGUCAGAGGGGAGAUUAUAACUAGGUAACUAUAACAAGCACUUGAGUACUACUGUGUUCUAAGCACUAUCAUCAAGGUGCUGUUUGAGUCUAGGGCAGUGUAUUUAUUGGUAAGGGAAAUGUGAUAAAAUGAGGUAAUCAUGCUGCUGGAGCUUUUUGAUUUUUUCACUUAGUGUCAAGUUGGUCAGAAUUAGCUUUCUCUGACUGGUCUGCUUCCACCUUUCUCUGUGACGGUGUUGGACAGUGAAAGAAAAGGUUUUUGGCUACAACUGCUGUAAGCAUGAACUGUAUGCUCUUGAGAAUGAGCUUAACUUCAGAAGUAGACCUUAGUCUAGCCGUGGCCUUCGUUUGUGGAUCUGUGUGGUUCGCAGACCACUGGCUUUCACUCUGGCCUCAGAGCUACACCAGAGUGGGAGCAGAGUUCUCUUUUGGAAGUCCCAGAGCAAGACAGUUGUCAUCAAGUGAGUUUGCGUUUUGUAUUUGUUCUGUCUUCCAUCUAGGUUUAUUCUAGUUAUUUCUAGUUGGGAGCUCCUAAGAAGGUUGGUCAUGGGACUGAGUUUGAGGAAGGAACCCUCUUCAGGGUUUCCUCAGUCUCACCCGUCUGCUCCCUCUGACCCUGAGCCAUGCCCACGCUGGACACCAGACUGGCCUGGUCACUGGGCCAAGAGCCCAGGCCACAGCCUCACUGCAUUUCCAGCUGCGCCUUUGGAGGCCACCUGCUCCUAUAGACCGUGAAAAGCCAAAAGGUCUUUCUUCUUCAUUCCCUUCCGUUUUUCACACAUAGUAGUGAAAUCCCCUGCUUGCCCCAGCAAUAAAUAGUUGCCUUCCCAAUCCUUACCUGGGGGCCAAGAAUUUGGGAUACUUUGUUUUUUAUUAAUAUGUCAAUUGAAAGGACUUAUUUUACUAGUUUAUUAAAAGUAGGAAAUGUUGGGGUGUUGAAUUUUUAAAUAGAAUUUCUUUUCAUAUUUGAAUGAUUAUUAAUUCUAGAAGCAUUCUCAUGUUGUCAUGACCCAAUUGUGAAUUCUCUUGAGCUUAGGAAGGACAAAAGUGAUGAGAUUUGCAUGAAAUAGAAUAAAUAUCUUAUGAGGAGUAAAAGAACCUGAGGAAUAUACAUGAUCCAGAAGGGUACUAAGGCAUAGCAAUCUUCUUGGUAGCCCAGAGGUUCAAGGAAACAGGAAGAUUUAUAUCCCUUUCCCGCUCUUACAAUACACAGACAGAAACGCAAUUUCUGUGGACAGCGCAUGCACACCCACACAAAAUACACAAUUCCUAGGGCUUCCUUUUUCUAAUGUUAAUCCAUUUUCUAAAGCAGGAUUCCUAAACUUUUGAGUUUUUUAGGUUUUAUGUUCUCAUUUGUUAGAUUUUAUGACAGUCAUUCCGUCCUCUUAAAAAUGUACUAUAUGUGUUAUAUGUAUAUAUAAGUUAAAGUGACUUGACAUUGAUUUGUUUUGACAUUGUCUUAACCCUAGAUAUCACUAUUGAUACAAUGGGGAGUCACAGAAAAAAAGGUGACUAUCACUGAUCUGAGAGUAAGAUCCAGAAAGAAGUAGCUUUGGUUCCAGAUCAUUUAAUCCUCAGGUGUUUGAGUAGCCAACCCAGCAAGACUUGGCAAAUGCAGUGAACACCCAAGGAAAGGAGAACGGUCGUUUUUGCUCGUAUUUCAGCAUGCAUUUUAAUUUCCUACUCAUUUGUUAUUUUUCAUUCAAAUGCCCUCAUUGUUCCCUAGGAAUCUGUUUAGUUUGGGACUUAAAACCAGAUUUAUCUAUUGCUGUAGAGAGAUUUCCACAGAAGCUGUGUUUUAGAGGCCUCCACCAUCUGUGUGGGGGGACAGAUAUUUAUGUAUAAAUAUGUUUAUGUCAUUUCCAAACUUCCAAGGGAAAAAUUUCAAUUCCCAGUUCAUGAAAAGGUUAAAUACAAAUUGACUCAAUGACCACUAUCCUGCAGAAAAGUUAAAUAGUAAAUUAGGUUAAAUUUUAACUGGUGCUUAGACAUUUCCUAGUUAUAUUAAAAUUAACUUAAGCAGACAGCAGCACAUUAACCUGAAUCACACCUGUGAGGAAUUUACCUUCUAAAUUUGAUUUUGUUUUUCAUCUCCAGGGCCUUAAUAAGAAUGUGUUAAUACACAUGACUAUUUUACAAUGAUAGCUCUAAAUAAUUUAUUUUUUAUUUCAGAAAGAGAAAUACACCUUAGAAAAACAAAACCCAAGAUUUGAUUUUUAUUUUUAAAGCCAUAUUUUUGUGCUAGUAGCACUUAGAUUAUUCCAUAUCUGAGAUCCAUAUCCACAUUUCAUUACCUGGGUUUGUUCUAAAGAAGAUUUAUUUUUGUUUUGUGAAUAAUUUUUGACGGUUCUUGUACAUGUACAGAUAUAGAUACAUUUGAGGUCUUUUAUUGAUAUUCCUACAAAGAAUACAAAUAAACUUUAACUUUAAA
Molecule: messenger RNA, 10243 nt
Organism: Lemur catta (Ring-tailed lemur)
Lineage: Eukaryota; Metazoa; Chordata; Mammalia; Primates; Lemuridae
Gene: RASAL2
Product: RAS protein activator like 2
Exons: 18
Coding region: 759-4622 (1287 amino acids)
Biological process (GO): regulation of GTPase activity
Source: RefSeq, a predicted model, not a curated record